UCCCCUGCUGCCUGAGAUCGGUUGGACAUUUGAAAUACAAAACAACAGCCGCGUUUCGGGUUUUUACACUUACAACUUUCGCAGGAUUAUACGAUUAAUUGCGAGGCACCUGUGAACAUUUGCAAACUGACACGCCACAGUGCUCUACGAGUCGAACUGAGAAACACUAACGGCAGUAUUUUCUCUCCUCGUAAGCAGCCACAGACUCUCGCAACACGUGAGGUUCCCGCUGAGCAAAGGAAGGAAGGGGGACAGGGACAACGGCAAAGACAAAACACACCAAGAGAAUACAAGGAGAAAUGUUCAGAACGAUCACCCGUCUGUUUUUUGGGGGAGAGGAGGAGACCCCAGAAGAAGUCAAGCCUGGAGAAGUUUUGGAGGAAGGGUGGCUUGUUGUCAGUCAUCAAGAGACAAGUUCGUCAGAGAACCAGGACGCAGAGCUGACUGACACCCAACCAUUAAACUCUGCUCCUCAUGGAGACAUAGUUGUAAACAUGGAAACUGAUACAAGCCUGUCAGAUCCAGAGCCCACAGUUCAAAGCAGCAACACCACCAGCCCAGCCAUCUUUUCUCAGCCUAAAGCCCCGGCAGAGGUGGCACAGUUGACCUGCAUCCAGAAAGCUAAGGCCUGGGCAGACCGACACCACAUGUCCCGUAACGCCAUCCAGCGCCAGAACCGUGUUCGCCACGGAGUCCAACACCACUCCUUCCACCUCCAACAGCCAGGGCACCGCAACCUCAGCCACUGAAGCUCUGGUUGUAAACCAGGAAAUAAUCUUUCAGCGUACAUCAUACACAUUAAACAAAUACUGUAAGACACACAUCCACACACAGCUCAGAGUUGACAGAAAAAGCAUCAUUGCAUCUGUUUUUAGACAUCUUCAGUUUUGUGCAGAUUUAAGCUAUACAUCUAAUCCGGAUGAAACCCAUUAUAACACUUGAAAACUGUUACCAAGUAAUAGGCCUCUACAUUAUAUCCUGUACUGUUUAUGAAUUUGGAAUGAAGGUGUUCACUUCAUGAAAUGAGAAACACUAUGUUUUCAUAUUUUUGUGCAUGUGAGUUUGAAAUGCAAAAUGCAUCCUCAAACAUUUUGACAAAGUGAUGUGAUUUGUGUAUUGACAUGCGUUUACCCAUACGAACUUGGUUUAAAACCUCUUUAUACAGCAAUAAAAAGUAUGACUUUGCAGCUUGUGCUUUAUUCAUUAGUCAAAUCAUAAAGUCCAAAUGGUAUUGAACCACUCACAGUUUGACAGGUGCAAACAUUGAGAUCUCAUUGGUUGGGAGUCGGCUGAUGGCUCAUCACCCAGUGAACCCAGUGGCUCAUCACCCAUCACCUGUGACUUGGAUAAAAACCAUGAUCACAGCCAUCUCCCAAAAGAGAUCCCUCUAAAAGAGAUGGCCUCAGGUAGCCCGAAUCUGUUACGCCACAGCCUGUCCAACUUCAAAGAGACAGACAAGGACUGCUCCAGGCAGGACAGCCUCAUGCCUCUGUGCGUCGUAUCUAUCAUCUUUGCCAUUGGAGUGACCGUUGCUUUGAUCCUGCAUUUUUAUCUGUGGGAAAGUUUGGUGUUUGUUAAAGGUGUGUUGGUGUCGGAUCACGAGCGCUGCAGUGCACUUGGUCAAAAAGUCCUUCAUGAUCAUGGAUCGAGUGUGGAUGCGGCCAUCGCUGCCACCCUGUGUUUGGGUGUUCUGCAUCCACACGUGUCAGGUAUCGGUGGAGUUGGGGUGAUGCUGGUUCAUGACAUCCAUAAGAAUGAAACCAAAGUGAUAAAUUUUCAGGGGACUGCACCUAAAGCACUUACAGAGGAGAUGCUGCAAAAUGUUUUAGAGCUUGAGGCAGGUCUACAAGUAGGAGUGCCCGUGUUUCGUUUUCAAAGUUUCAAACACGUUUUACCACAAAAUUACUGCAGUCUAUCAUGGGAAGAUGUGGUCACCAGAGCCGCUGCUGUUGCCAAGGAAGGUUUCAAUGUGUCUCUCAGUCUGGCUGAGGCUAUAUCGAAGGUAAAAGGUGAGCAGCUACCGCAACGUUUCAGGGGCGUUUUCUUCCCAGGUGGCCAAGCUCUGCGUCCUGGUUCAUUUCUGAGGAUGCCCCUUCUGGCAGGAGUCCUGGAGGCUGGUCUGUCAAACUUUUAUGAUGGGAACUUCUCACAAGAGAUAGUAGACGAGGUGCGGACACAUGGAGGGGUCUUGAGCAAAGAAGACCUCUGUAACUACACUGUAGAAGUUGAGCAACCAGUGGAAGGCCUGUAUAAUGAGUUUAUCAUUCAAGUUCCCCCUCCCCCGUCUACCGGUGCUGCAUUGAUAUCAGCUUUCAAUUUGUUAGAGGGCCUCCGUCUCAAUAAGAACAAUAACACAGAAAACCAAACAUACCAUUGGAUUGCUGAGGCCCUGAAAGGAGCUUUAGCUUUGGCCAGUGGUUUGGGCGACCCUAAAUAUAACUCUUCAGUGACUGAGCUGCUCUCUGACAUACUGAGUAAGAAUAAUGCUGAAGUGCUUCGCCAGAGGUUAAGCUACUCCGGUAAAACUCCACCCAAGCACUACUCUGCUAUUCAAUCCCUCCAGCCUGAGCCGCAGGCUGGACAAGUAAUAGUCAUGGGAUCAGAUGACCUCAUGGUGUCAGUGGCAAGUUCCUUGAGCAGGCCGUUUGGGAGCAGACUCAUAACUCGGUCAGGUGUUGUUCUCAACAGCCUAAUCUUUGACUUCUCCUGGCCAAAUAAAACCAGAGGGCAAUUCCAAACCAACCAGAGAAAUGGAGUCCAGGCAGGAAAGAGGCCCCUGUCAUCUCUCAUGCCCACAAUAGUGGUGCCAGCCUGGCAUAAAUGUGGGAUCUACAUGGCACUAGGCAGCUCAGGUGGACACAAGAGUUUCAGUGCGAUCACCCAGGUGUUGAUGAAUGCACUGUCCAACCCUAAAGAGAAAAACGACACCCUCUCCCUGAGAAGAAACAGACUUCUUGAUGACUCUGAGUUUCCAGAAGAGAGUGUGCAGUCUGUGCGUCAAAAGGGCCAUGUAGUUCAAAGAGUGAAGACAAACUCUGUUGUCCAGGGGAUCCUGAGGAACAAAGAUACCAUUAAGGCUAUAGCAUUACCUCAGUUAUCUGAUGGUUUAUCAUAGUUUUAUAGUUCUCAUGAAACAUAUUGUCCAAAAGACAUAUUCUGUAGUAUCUGGAUAAGCUGUUGUUGCACUGAAUGAUUUAAGUUUAUGGCUGUUGUUCUCCAAUGUUUGAUGCACUUCUGUUACUUUGAUCACCAGUCUACAGAGGGCAAUCCUCCAACAAAUACUUUCUAUUAAAGAAGGCACGCUUGUCUAUUCA
Xiphias gladius (swordfish) is the source of this 3314-nucleotide messenger RNA. RefSeq names its product glutathione hydrolase 7-like. The record is from RefSeq and is a predicted model, not a curated record. The transcript has 19 exons. NCBI's taxonomy places the organism in Eukaryota, Metazoa, Chordata, Actinopteri, Istiophoriformes, Xiphiidae. Gene Ontology annotation, molecular function: glutathione gamma-glutamate hydrolase. Gene Ontology annotation, cellular component: plasma membrane. Bases 1397 to 3115 code for a protein of 572 amino acids. Gene Ontology annotation, biological process: glutathione catabolic process.